Messenger RNA from Rhododendron vialii, 2526 nucleotides. RefSeq lists its product as uncharacterized. Lineage: Eukaryota; Viridiplantae; Streptophyta; Magnoliopsida; Ericales; Ericaceae. The coding region runs from base 1 to 2526 and encodes 841 amino acids. Gene Ontology annotation, biological process: proteolysis. Gene Ontology annotation, molecular function: cysteine-type peptidase activity. The record is from RefSeq and is a predicted model, not a curated record. The transcript has 16 exons.
AUGGAUUGCGGAGACUCCAAGGUACGUAAAGAUACUAGUUUGAUCAUUUAUUUUGAGUCUCGAAUGAAUCUGGUGGAUGCUCUCGCAUGUGUUCGGGUACUCUUCUCCCAUAAAACUGAGGAGAGCAGAGCACAGAAACAAACUGUUUAUGCAAACAAUGGUGAUCCAAAGAUGACAACAACAGGAAAGAAGCGAUUGCAAGUUGAAAAAGCAACAAAGGCAGGAGUUGAAGGGUCAAAGGCAGCAGAGGGACGUACCCACACCAAUCCUUAUUUGCUUUUCCUGUACGUAUUUUACAACGAAUAUAGUUACUUUGUUAAUGUGUUUACUAGCGACAGUAAAGGUUAUCUUAAAGAAGCGAAAGCUGCGAAUAAGAGUCCAAGGUUUUUAAUUGGACAGCAUACCAAAGUAGCUGCGGAAAUAUGGAAGCAGAUGUCUGAUGCGGAAAGAGCCCCAUUUGUGGACAAGACCAAUGAAAGAAAAUCCCGCAUUAAAAAGCAAAUUCCGAAGGAAAAAAAGAAAAAUGCUUCGCCGGUAUUUCGCAGUCGGUGCUCGCCGUUGAAGUUGGUCAAAGUAAAUGAGGCAUUGACCAAAGCCCAACAAGAUGCUGUUCAAAGAGUGGGUUUUGGUUCAAUGCUUCAAUUGAAGUGUACAAUGUUGAACCGUGAUUUUAUAAGUCGGUUAGUUAAGCAUUUCAACCCUGUCACCAAGAGCUUGGAGUUUGGGAGGGUCAGGGUUUAUACAAUCACGCCUGAUGAUGUUCGAAGGGCGCUAGGGCUAUUUUGUGGAACGAUACCAGUUCCGACGGACACUCAAGACCCCCACUUUGAACACAUUACAAAGAUGUUUGGGAAAAACAAUAAACCGUUGAAGAGAGGAGUCACAUUUGCGAUGAUGCAACAAGUAUUCAAUAAAAAGAAAGCUGAUGUGAAGUUCCAAACGUCGUACGUGCUGUUUGUGCUUUCUUGUUUCUUGUGUCCAACCACGAAGGAUGUGGCUGCCACAAAAUUUUACCCGGCAGUGCACAAUAUAUUGCAAACUCCUACAUAUGCAUGGGCAGAAUUUGUGCUUGAUUGGUUGGUGAAUGAAAUUGCGAAGUACAAGAAGAGAUGUGGCAAGGUUGGUGGUGGUAAGAAGGAUUCUCUUGGCGUUGCUGGUUGUGUGUUACUUCUAAUGCUGAUAUAUUUUGACAAACACCCAAUGGGUAUGAAGGUUGGGAGUGAAGGUGAACCCCUUAUUCAGUCAUGGACGACAAAGUUAAUAAAAGAACGUAUUGCAAAGGAUGAGACGUUGGAGUUGGUUGAUCCAAUUGCUGAGCAAUUCCCUAAGGCUUCUUAUCGGCAUCCGUGCACAAUUGCUGCGUAUCAUGAUUUGAAGAAAAAUUUCCUCAACCAAAUGCAACAUCUUGAUGCCUUGGAAAGCGCAUUGAUGGGUGAUGUUCCCAAAACAUGCACACCAAGUCCGUCAAAAAGGAAGCCCUCCACGAAGAGAAAGAAUCGAAAUGAAGAUGAUGUUGAGAUGGGUGAUGUACAUAUGGACGUGGAGGAUUUUCCUUCAACCUCCACUGUCAAUCCGAAGAAGGUUAGGCAUGGGGUAGACGUGGAGGACAUGGAUGGCAGCCGCAUGAGUGGCCUUUUAUUUGCCCGGGAAAUGCCAUUGUACUCUCCGGAGGCUUUCCAAGUGGAUGUUGUACAAAAUGCGCAACAUGUGGAGCUAGAAGAAGAAACUGUGGUGGAAAACGAAGAACAAGAAGUCGCAUUGACUCCGCCAUUGAACAAAAGGCCAUGUACACGUGUUCAGAAAAGUAAGUCCGUAACCCGACCAUCUACGAAACGGGGUACGAGGACUUUCAAACCAAGUAAAGCGACAAGAACGCCGUACGUGGCUCCACCGGAGGUCAAACUAUCAAAGCUCACAAAACAAGAAAGUCAAGUGUGGGCGUAUGUUAUGCAACCACCAAACAAAACAGGAGAAGAGGACUAUGUUGUGAAAAUGGACGGCGGGAAGAUCCAUUUAUCGCAUGAUAUGUUACACGAAGUAUUCAAACCAAGGGGUCAUAUGUCCACUAUGGUGAUGACAACGAUGACCGAAUGGUUGAUGAAACAAGAAAAGGCAAAGGCCCCAAUCAAAGACGGGGUCCCUCGUCCAACACGACACAUGUUUUCAAGUUCAUUUGUGAACAAUUUGUUGAAUUUCGAUAAAGUACAAGAUCAGAAGGUCAUUGAAGAUCCAGUGGAUGCAAACAUGUUGGGAUACGAUGUGGCAAUGUGCAAUCUGCUGUUUCUACCGGUGUUGCUGAAUGAUAUUGAACAUUGGUAUUGUGUUGUUGUCAACUUGGUGGAUAAGCGGAUUGAAGUUCUUGACUCAAUGGUAUUACAAACUACCGAUAAGAAGGUAGCUAAUGCUACAGUGGUAAGGAUGUUGUUCAACGUAUUGAGUCGGACUCGGUCAAGGCAACAACUACAUACCCCAUGGAAUGACUGGCAUGUCCAUGAACCAGAAGUCCCACAGCAAUCGAACACGUGA